This is a messenger RNA of Trichoderma reesei QM6a, 1468 nucleotides long. RefSeq lists its product as uncharacterized. The transcript has a single exon. Gene Ontology annotation, cellular component: mitochondrial inner membrane; cytoplasm. The record is from RefSeq and is a predicted model, not a curated record. NCBI's taxonomy places the organism in Eukaryota, Fungi, Ascomycota, Sordariomycetes, Hypocreales, Hypocreaceae. Gene Ontology annotation, biological process: pyrimidine ribonucleotide biosynthetic process; 'de novo' pyrimidine nucleobase biosynthetic process. The coding region runs from base 41 to 1468 and encodes 475 amino acids. Gene Ontology annotation, molecular function: dihydroorotate dehydrogenase activity.
CAAUUCGGAGCUGACACGGCGCCGUGUCUCUGCGCCAACCAUGUCUGCCGCACUGCUUCGAUCGCGCCUCGCCGCCUCAGCCCCGGGCCUCCGACCAGCCGCCCGACGGACGACGACGACGACGACGACGACGACGACAUGCCCGCAAAAAGCCGCUGCUCCGCGCCGCUUCAACUCGAGCUCGACAGGCGGCAGCUCCUCCGGUGCCGGACUCAAGCUCGCAGCCUAUAGCGGAGCGCUGGCGGCGACUCUCUUUGCCUCGUACUACUACGUGACGGACACGCGAGCGUUUGUGCACCGAUACGUCGUCCCGCCGCUGCUGCGCACCUUUGUUCCCGAUGCCGAAGAUGCGCAUCAUCUGGGCGUUACCGCACUCAGGGUGCUGUACGAGCUCGGCCUGCACCCCCGCGAACGCGACGCCGCUGCCAACAGCCCCAGCCUCUCGACCUCCGUCUUUGAGCACCAAUUGGCGAACCCGAUCGGCAUCUCGGCAGGUCUGGACAAGGACGCAGAGAUUCCCGAUGCGCUGUUCGCGCUGGGAGCGGGUGUGGUCGAAGUCGGCGGCUGCACGCCGAUGCCGCAAGAGGGAAACCCCAAGCCGCGAGUCUUUCGCGUGCCGAUCCUGGACGGCAUGGUCAACCGCUACGGCCUCAACUCCAAGGGCGCUGAUGAGAUGGCGAUCCGCCUGCGCGACCGACUGCGACGGUUUGCGCUCUCAAUAGGGGUCAGCGAGGAGGACAUCAUCAGUGGCGAGGCCGGCGUUCCCGUGGGAAGCUUGAAGCCCGGGCGGAUCCUCGCCGUCCAGAUCGCCAAGAACAAGGAGACGAGCGAGAGGGACCAGCAGGCCAUCGCCGCCGACUACGUCUACUGCACACGGCGGCUGGCCCGCUAUGCCGAUGUUCUGGUCGUCAACGUCAGCAGCCCCAACACACCCGGUCUGCGAGACCUGCAAGCCACUGAGCCCCUGACACGGCUCCUCGCGGCGGUGGUCGACGAGGCGGGCAGGACGGAUAGAAAGGUGCGCCCCAGGGUCAUGGUCAAGGUCUCUCCUGACGAGGACGAAGACGCCCAGAUUGAGGGCAUUGUCCAGGCUGUCCAGAGGAGCGGCGUCGACGGUAUCAUUGUUGGAAAUACUACAAAGAGACGGUCAGGUCUCAACCCCAAGGGAGCCCAGCUGUCCAUCAGGGAACAGAGGGCCCUGAUGGAAGUCGGCGGCUUCUCUGGCCCUGCCAUGUUCGGCCGAACGCUGGAUCUGGUCGGCCGCUACCGCAAGAUGCUCGACUCUCAGCCCGGGGCUAGCAAAGGCGAACAAAAGGUCCUUUUCGCGACGGGGGGCAUCACGAACGGAGAGCAGGCACUGAAGGUGCUUAAUGCGGGUGCCAGCGUGGCCAUGGUGUAUACUGGCAUGGUUUACGGAGGAGUUGGUACGAUUACGAGGAUGAAGAAGGAGAUGCUCGAGGCGCUAUGA